CAGAGACCGUCUCUCCCGUCUUUGUGUCACCACUCACCAUCUCCUCCACCUCCACCUCCGCCCCCAGCAACCACACACACACACACACACCUCCAGCUCUCCUCUCCUCCCCGACUGCAGGCGCUCAUUGCAACGCCAGGCCACCUUCUGCGAUAGCCUCGCCCAGAACGGUUCGUACGGCGCCAAACACACUCGUCCAGAAGCCCAUCCGUAUCAAAUCAAUGCCCACCCUUGCCCGCCCGUCAGUCUAGAUUCCAGCCGCUACCCCACAGUCUAACCUUAUAUUGCGCCAUCGUCAUUCGGCGCUUUCGCCCAGCGCUCCUUUCUCCUCAGCUUAUUAGCCCGUGAGCCACCUCAACGGCCCUGCACAAGUCUCAUCCUCACCCUUGUCAUCGUCCUCGUCGUCGCCCUCAUCAUCCUCGUCAUGGUGUUUGGCGGUCUGUGUAAGUCGCCUCCGCUCCCCGUCGCGCGUGCCGUCCCAUGCUUGCUUGAUCUUCCCGCCUCUGCCUCACCAUCGCUCCGCCGACGAUCCUUCACGCGAAACAUCCACACCCACCCACACACACACACUCUUUCUCUCUUUGCCACGACGACGACGACGACGACGACGGACCGCGGGAGCCCAUCCAUCUCCAGCAUUGCUCAUCCUUGACUCGGGCUUGCAAGCCUUUUCCCUCCACCAACCCCAAACGCGCUUCCAUUUUGCACACCCCACUCCCUUAAAGUGACCCAGCUCAGCAGCGCCGGUUCGCUCGUGGGUGCGCCACAGCUUGCUUUGGCUUCACACACCCUGUCAGCAGCUUUAUUAUUUUGUCCUCGGUGCCUUAUUUGCCCUUCUCCUCUUCCCGUUUUCAUUCCGGUCUCGACCGCUUCACUUUUGGGCGACUCCCUCCUCCACGCGCCUGGUGCGACCUGACUCCUGCACUACCGCUCCCGCCCUUCCGCGAAGCCUGCACUUCCGCCCGCAGCGUGUAGCCUCGCAUUCCCCGAUCCGUAUGAGCUAACCGGCUCGUGCCUUGCUCAACAGACAACCUCAGCUAUCGACAACAGCGACGUCAGAUGAGUUUCAAACCGAAUCGCGGCGCCGACGAGCGCACGCCGCUCAUCAACGGCGAAUCGUCAACGGACAAUGGCCACGUCGUGCAGCAACCGCGCUCGGAUGUCUACGCCUUCUUCCUCGAUUAUCAUCACACUCCGGGCCGCGACAGCGAAAGCCUACCUAUCCGGAGCUUGGCUUAUACGUGGCACAUCGCCAAGGUGACCCUACUCAGCAACUAUGUCAACUUUCUCCUUGUAAUGGUACCAAUCGGCAUUGUUGCUGGCGUCAUGGGCUGGAACCCGACCGCCGUCUUCGUCCUCAAUUUCUUCGCCAUCAUCCCGCUUGCCGCUGUCUUAUCUUUUGCCACGGAAGAAAUUUCAUUGAAGCUUGGAGAAGCACUGGGAGGCCUACUGAAUGCCACUUUUGGCAACGCCGUUGAGUUGAUUGUCAGCAUUGUUGCCCUCAGGGACGGCCAGAUCGAAGUUGUUCAGUCCUCCAUGCUCGGUUCCAUUCUAUCCAACUUACUCCUUGUCAUGGGCAUGUGCUUCUUCUUCGGUGGUCUUCGACAUCGCGGCGCAAAUGGCCGCGGCACGGAGCAGGAAUUCUCUGCUGCCGUUGCGCAGACGACUUGCUCACUCAUGACGCUUUCUUCGGCCUCACUGGUCAUUCCUGCAGCUCUGUACGCUGUGAUGAACCAGAACGGCUCUGAGGAUAAGGGCAAAAGCAUUCUCGUCUUGUCUCGUGGCACUGCCAUCAUUCUCCUCCUUCUUUACGUACUGUACCUUAUUUUCCAGCUCCGGACGCACAGCAACCUUUUCGAUGCCGAGAGGCAGGCCGCUGCCGACGAAGAAGAGGAAGAGCCUCACAUGGGUGCCAUCGCCGCCGCCGGAGUCCUCGUCGUCGUCACUGUCCUCGUUGCCAUUUGCGCCGAAUACCUAGUUGGAAGCAUCGACGACAUUGUCCGGAGCGCAAACAUCAGUAAAGCAUUCAUCGGUCUCAUCUUAAUUCCCAUUGUGGGCAACGCUGCGGAGCAUGUGACGGCUGUGGUGGUUGCCCUGCGCAACAAGAUGGACUUGGCCAUGGGUGUUGCCAUUGGGUCUUCUAUUCAGAUCGCUCUGGGCGUCACCCCUUUCCUGGUCAUUGUCGGCUGGAUCAUCGACCGCCCCAUGAGCCUCCAUUUUGAGACUUUCGAGACUGUCGCAUUCGCCGUGUCUGUGCUGGUAGUCACCUAUACCGUACAGGAUGGAAAAUCAAACUACCUCGAAGGCGCCAUGCUUCUCGGUCUUUACAUCAUCAUCGCGGUGGCGUUCUACGCUACUCCGGCCGACGCCCUCGACCAAGUUCGCGGCCUCAUCAUGGGGUGAAAGUGCUGACUCGCUGAGGUGGUCUCCCGUUGCUUGGACACCCUGUUCGAUUCGGCACUCAUACUUUUUCCUUUACUUUGACAUAGUCGACUAAAUGACUCCGGUGACCGCCCCGCCUUGCAGCGCCACCGAUCGGUCGCUAGCGACUGGUGUCAAGCAGCGAUUUCCUUGUGUAUAUUACUACAGGUGGCACUAGUGUGGUUGGUGGUAGUAAGCUGCGGCAAGACAGCCUUGGCCAGCUGUUGACGCCCACGAAAAUGGUGGAGGUCCACGCGGACCUGGUGCCUUAAAACAGGAUGCUUUUUUCUUUUGUUUUGAUGCGAAGUACUGCAGGGAAGGGAUCGUGUUUAUACCUUCCAUUAGCGAGGUAGGAGUUACGGUGACUGGAAUCAAAGCACGUAGUGUUAUGGAUGCAUCAUAUGUCAGACACUACCACGUUCAAAUUCUGCGCAUGUAACCGGGGUCGGCACCAGGGGCUCGCUCUAACAGAAGACCGCGCUGCACAGUGCUGGCGUGAAAGUCGUGCUCUGGGCCGUAGUGGCCUGGAGCAUACCCUCACAAACGAAAUAUCUUGACUGUACACGCUGACACUCGAGGCCUUGGAACGCGGAUCCGCCGAUUCGUAUCACGUUGCCAUUGUUGAGUAUGCCCAAAAGUGGUCAUCUAGCUUGUCUACAUUGGCUUCCUCUGUCAAAU
Purpureocillium takamizusanense is the source of this 3099-nucleotide messenger RNA. Its product is annotated as Calcium/proton exchanger CAX-like. Gene Ontology annotation, cellular component: fungal-type vacuole membrane. The transcript is spliced from 5 exons. Gene Ontology annotation, biological process: calcium ion transmembrane transport; intracellular calcium ion homeostasis. The record is from RefSeq and is a predicted model, not a curated record. Gene Ontology annotation, molecular function: calcium:proton antiporter activity. The coding region runs from base 1060 to 2403 and encodes 447 amino acids. NCBI's taxonomy places the organism in Eukaryota, Fungi, Ascomycota, Sordariomycetes, Hypocreales, Ophiocordycipitaceae.